UCUUCACUCAUUACAGCCACACCACUCCCCCAUCUCCCUCAAAUUUCAAAUUCUCGCCCGAUUCCGCCAAAUCUCCGUUGAAAAGGGAAUUCUAGAGCAGGCAGGCAGGCAGCAUGGCGAUGGAGGCUAAUAAUAAGUCAUUCACAUGGAAGAUCUCGCCUCUGUCAAAGUCGGGAUUAGGAAUGCGCAAGUCUGAAACGUUUCAUGCCGGCGGCUGCCAAUGGGUCAUUGUGGCUUAUAUACGCGAAGAUCCCUUGGUUAGAGAUGAUUGGGUCAUCUCUUUAUUUCUGCGUUGCUGUUCCGACAUGGGACGAAAACUAUAUGAUGAUGGUGGUCGUCGGGACAGAUUUGCCAAAUACGUGUUCACUGUUUCCACCCCGGGAGGAGGUGCAAACGACUCCUUAAACCUAAUAGGAGAGGGCAAACGGCAUUUCACUGGACCAGCAACACCGGAUUCUGGUUAUGACACUGAUUAUGACGACCAGGAGCAAGACUCGUCGUGGGAUGCUGACACUCAUCAGGACGAAGACACAUCAUCGGAUUCUGAUUACUACAACCAGGAAGGAGACUCCUCGUUGUCGUCGGGUGCUGACACUGAUCAGGAAGAAGACGCAUUGGAUGAUGAUGAUGCUACUGCUGAUGAGUCCGAGCAUAUUGAGCCUGAUGACCAACCCAACGGAGCCUCGAUCGAGAAAUUGGCAAAUCAUGAGUGCCUCUCAGGACAGACACUUGCAGCAGCUUGGGAGGCAUAUGGAGGGGUUCAGACUACCCAACUGUCAACUCACCAGGUUGGUUGCCCGUACCCCGACCCUCUGUCGUCCAAGUCAGGAAUGAGCUCAUGCAACCUGAUAGCAGAGCUAUCGACAAUGCUCACCCUGAAUACCAAAUCCCUUGCAUCAGGCAAUGGCUCUAGUACCUUACUACUGCAACAGCAUAAAGAAACAAUGGCUAGAUACCUGAACAUGCCACUUGAAGCCAUCCACAAAACGGAUUCGUUUGACAAUGUCGAGCUGCUUGCUAAGCUGAUUGCUGAUCACCCGUCCGCUGAGGUUGAUAAGGAGAUUCUCAAGGGUUUAUUGUCAGAGCUAAAAGCGGGGAUCCCCAGCACCAUGUCCGUAAUCGAAUCUUCCCGUGUCACUGAAGCUUCCAUGGGGUGGAAGGAGGAGGAUCUGGAGGCGAGGCUGUUUCACAGGCACAGGCAACUUGGAUGCUUGAAGGUCGAAGUUUCUAGACUUGAGGAGGAAGAAAAGAAGCUGGAGGGUGAUAUUCAGCAGCUGAUUGCUCGUAAGGCCAGAGUUGGGGUUCUGAAGAAAUCAACGGCUGAUGAGUUGGAGAAAGCCAGCCUGGAGGCAACCAAGGAAAUGGAAGAAAUGAAGGAGACAAGUAGCAAAAGGAAGCGGGCUUGCGUGGACAAGCUGGCUGCCGAGGAUGAGCUGUGUCGGCUCAAAAGAAGUUGGAAAGCUUUGAAGCAGACGUUGAAGCUGUGAUCGGUGGAGAGAGAUCCGUCACUGCUGGGCGCCCGCAGUUAGCUGUAAACUGAAGAUCAGAAGAUGCAAGCUAGGUAGAUGAAACUUGAAAGUAUUAUCUAUAUAUAGACGUUAGUGCAAGUUGGGGGGGAGUUCUUUGCGGAAGGAAAUGUGAUGCCAAAAACAGGUUGUUGCAUGGGUUUUGGGGUAAAUUACAAGAUUGGUCACUAGAAAUGCUAAAAAGUUCACAUUUGGUCACUAAAAGUAUUUUAUUCCAUUUAUGAUC
Messenger RNA from Linum tenue, 1752 nucleotides. Lineage: Eukaryota; Viridiplantae; Streptophyta; Magnoliopsida; Malpighiales; Linaceae. The record is from the annotation of a GenBank genome assembly.